AAUAGAAUCUUUGGAUUGAUUUUAACGAAUCCUUAUUUUAUUUACCCAAAAUGGGUUGGCUCAUCAGUGGUUGGCUAGAUUACUGAAUGUAUUCUUAUAACUUGUGUACAUUUUCAUUUGCUGCUUCUAGAAGAUUCAAACUUUUUUUUUUUUUUGGAAUUUUGAUUAUACAAAGUCAAAAUUGAAAACCCUAAAAAUGAAAAUUUCCCAAAUCUGAAUGGAAUUCUGUGCCCUAACUUAUCGGACUAUCCACUUACGACGGUUCCCGGAUCCUCCGUUCAUCGAUUUUCUUGGCCGGCAGGUGAGCCUCCGUCUCCGUUAGAGAGAGAGAGAGAGAGAAACUGGGGAAGCGAAAGAAAGUAAAAGGGAGAGUGAGAGAGAUGGAGAGUUCGGGUUCAGGUGCAGUCGAUUGCGGUAUAGGAUCGAUUGUAUGGGUCCGAAGAAGAAACGGUUCGUGGUGGCCGGGUCAAAUACUUGGCUCCGAUGACCUAUCUGCUUCUCAUCUCACCUCACCUCGAUCAGGAACUCCCGUUAAGCUUCUCGGCAGAGAAGAUGCCAGCGUUGAUUGGUACAAUUUGGAGAAAUCGAAGCGAGUGAAGGCAUUCCGAUGUGGUGAAUUUGAUGGAUGUAUUGAAAGGGCGGAGUCGUCCCAGGGUAUGCCGUUAAAGAAAAGAGAGAAAUAUGCACGCAGAGAAGAUGCUAUUCUCCAUGCUCUUGAACUUGAGAGGCAAUUGUUGAAGAAGCAAGAAAAAUUAGGAGUGGGGCAAAUGGGUUCAGCUUUCCGAGGAAAGAGGAGCAGAUGUGUGUAUUUUCCAGCUGAGUCUAGUGAUUCUCUGGAUUUCAAGGAGACUCUAACCAAUGUUCCAAUAUCAACUUCCCAACUUGGAGGGGAGUACCCUUAUUGCAGUUCUUUGGCUGAAGAGAGUGAAUCUGCUUUUAUGGAUGAUGUUGAAUCAGAUUCUUCUGAAACUGGUUGUACUAAUUCCGAUUCAGAUUCUUCUGAAACAGAACUAGAUAAGGAUGAAGAAAUGACUAUACUUUCAGAAACUGGUCACGAUGAUGAAGAACAAGAAAGCACUAGCAGCGAGGAGCCUGAUGAGUUGGCAAUUUCCAGUGACAUGCCUCACCUCUAUCCUCGCGAACCUAUAACUUGCAAUGAAGCUGUAUCCAAAUGGCAAUUAAAAGGAAAAAGGAAUAAUCGGAAUCUUGUAAAAAGGUCUGUUGGUGCUCCUGAUAGGAAAGGUGUUUUAUAUGGAGCAGAUGUUGAAGGGCAAAGAAGCCGUGUGAGCCGCAAGAAAGUGGGGUCUAGUUUGCAUUACUACAGAAAUGAUUUUAGUGAUGUUCUUGAUGACACUGAUCAAAUGUUUGGAUUGGAAGAUGAGUACUCUCUAACUUCUAGAGCAGUAGCAAAAGGUCAAAAUAAAAUUCGUCAUGGUGUUGAUUGGGAUGAAUGGGCUUGGGAGGAUCAGCCUGCUUUUAGAGGAUAUUGGGAUAUUAAAGGGUUUGCUCCAUUAUAUGGAAAUCGUUAUCAUUUUGACAGGAGGAUUGGGUCGAUGCUUGUAGAUGUGGACUUGAAGGUUCAAGCAAGCUAUCGAAAAGCGCCUGUCCCCAUUGUUUCUAUGACGAGUAAGUUAGAUGGGAAGGCAAUAAUAGGGCACCCAAUCCAAAUUGAAGCCCUUAAGGAUAGUUCAUCAGAUAAUCUAUUUUCUGCAAUUGAUGACUUCAGUAAUGAUGGGAUUGGCCUUGAGGGAAGUAGUGUACUUCCACCAGCUUGGAGAACUGCAAGGAGAACAGCAAAUGUCCGUGUUCCUCGUCCCCGUAUAUUGUCUUCAAAUGGUGCUGAAGCUGCUGCCGAUUUUUCCUUAGAUCAAGAAAGAAAUGUUGAAUGGAAGAAAUCAAAUGGUGGAAGCUCCAGUCAUAAGGCAAGCCUUUCGAGGAAGAGUGGCCUUAACAGUCCUGGGCCUUCAAUUGACAAGAAGUCCUUUAAAAAGAUUCCGAAGAAAGUGAGCUUUUCAUCUAGUCAGAAAACUAGAACUCUAUCCUCAUUAUCUAUUGAACAAAAUCUUACUAAAAAGUCAUUUCUUGAUGGAAGUUUUUAUCAAACAGAUAGGCUGAUUAAACCAGAGGUCUCUGGGCUCACCACUGUAGCUUGCAUACCAGUCAAAUUAGUAUUUAGUAGAUUACUUGAGAAGAUUAAUAGGCCACCUUUAAAAGCAUCUAGUAAUGCGGCUUUGUUGAAUACUGGUGUGCAGAGAAAAUCAUAGGUUACAUUUUUAAAUGAGAACAAUAAUCUUACAGUGGUAGCACAACGAUUUGUUGGGUAUGUCUUGUUCCCAAAUAAAUAGAAAUCUUAUUCAAUUUAUUGUUAGUAUUUUAAGGAUGAAUAUGAAGUAUAGACCACCAAUUCAUUCUCUAAGUAGAUAAAUAGAAGGUACAAGAAGUCAUUUUGCUACAUUGUAAGUACACAUUUCUCAGAUCAUGGUUUCCCGAGGCAAUGAAGAAGCUUAACUUGGGCAGAGAGCAAUAUCAUCUGACUCUAAAUGCAACUUGCUAUUUAAUGAUUGAU
Gastrolobium bilobum is the source of this 2566-nucleotide messenger RNA. RefSeq lists its product as uncharacterized. The record is from RefSeq and is a predicted model, not a curated record. NCBI's taxonomy places the organism in Eukaryota, Viridiplantae, Streptophyta, Magnoliopsida, Fabales, Fabaceae. The transcript is spliced from 4 exons. Bases 381 to 2264 code for a protein of 627 amino acids.